AAUUUGACCAAAAAUAAACCAAGCGAAAGGGACACAGUUUCAUGACAGUUUCAGCAGUGGAAUGAAAUGAGAGUCGGAGGAAUCGAACGUCAACCCUACAAGUAGUGCACAAGAAAAAAAUACUCUCUCGCAUUCGUCCUCUUCAAAUUGCUAGUGGUAAUGGGGUGUUGCAAUAGCAAAGCCACAGAUACUAAAGCUACCCGCAUGGCGCGAUGGCGUUCAACUGGCAUCGUUGCUUUACGCGACUCCAAAUUGAAGUCUUUUCCUGAUGAAGUUAUUUCCCUGGAGAAAUCUGUACGCACCCUCGACUUGACACACAAUAAAUUGGUUCAAAUUCCCAUGGAGAUCAACAAGCUAAUUAACUUGCAGCGUCUAAUUUUGGCUGAUAACCUUAUUGAUAAUCUCCCGGUGAACCUGGGAUUGCUCAAGUCUUUGAAAGUUGCAACACUUGAUGGGAACCGAAUCAGAGCAUUGCCUGAUGAAUUGGGCCAGUUGGUGAAGCUUGAGCGGUUGUCUGUCUCAGCAAACUUGUUAAUGAGCUUGCCUGAGACUAUUGGGAGCUUGCAGAAUUUGGUACUGUUGGACAUUUCAAACAAUAAGUUAAAGUUUUUUCCUGAAUCGAUUGGAAGUUGCUUCUCUUUGGAAGAAUUGCAAGCAAAUGAUAAUUCAAUUGAAGAACUUCCUGUAUCAGUUUGCAAUCUUGUUCAACUAAAAUCACUUUGCCUGAACAAUAACAAUCUCAAUCAGAUGCCUCUAAAUUUGUUAAGAGAAUGCAAGAGCUUGCAGACCAUAUCUCUGCAUGGAAAUCCGAUUUCCAUGGACCAAUUUCAACAGAUGGAUGGCUUCAAAGACUUUGAAGUCCGCCGUAAACAGAAGUUUGAUAAACAAAUAAACUCAAAUGUAAUAAUCAGUUCUAAAGGGCUUGAUGAGGGUGUUGAUUUGUGAUUCUUCUCCACACCGCACAAUCUUGUUAAUCUCAGGUUUACUCUUUUUUGCUUCAAAAAACUACAUAAAUCAUUCUUUGGAGAAAAACAACCAAAUUCCCGAAUUCAUAAACCCCCAAAUUAAAUAUCUAUGAGCUUGUAUAGUAAGGUGAGACCCUCCUCUUAUUGGAAUUUAAUUACUUCAAGUCACAAAUAGUAUUUUACGAUGAAAAUUUGUAUCUUUCGUCGGAUUGUCAUAGUACUUCUUGUUAUUGAUUGUUGAGUGAACUCAUUGUUAUAGUAAUGUGGGGGUGUGGGAAAAAGUUAUUGGAUCAGUCAACGGAAAAAGGUAAAGGUUACUCUCUUAUUUUAGCAUGUUUGCUUAAAAGGUUAAAGCUAUAUGUCUUACGUACUUUGGAUGAUCUACUCAUAGCCAUAAGUUUAGUGUGUUGGCUUCCUAGAGUUGUUAUGCUCGUCCCUUGUUGGGAACUCUAUUAUAUUGAUAGAGACCUCGUGAUUAGGUACACCUUAGAGAUUACUCAUACGCUUAUAGUUGGUUUGCUUGCCUUCGGGCCACUUGAUUGAUGUUGAUACCUUUUGGGCCAUAGGUUCGUGGUUACUUCUUUCAGGGGUGGGGUGGGGGCAUUGUGGCUGGCUUCCGAGUUAUGGUUCGUGUUUUCAAGGUUAUAUGUAGUUUGCCUAGGGGUAAUGUAGAGCCUUAUGUGCUCGGAUAGAUAGUCUUAUGUGCUGAGACAUAUAGAGCCUUUUGUUCUCGAUUGUAUAGUCAUACAACAAGGGUAGUAAAGAGCCGAAAGACUCCUCAACUAUACAGAGCUGACGGGAUCCUCAACUAUACUAGCUAGUCAAUUACACAAAGCUUAUGGCCUAUGGGGCAGAAUUGUUGCCAAUAGGGGUAUAGAGAUUGAUUUGUACAUGUCGAGCUUAUGUGGGAUAGGGCAAGUGUAUUAAUUGUUGUUUGUACUUGUCGAUUUUAUACAGACUUGGUAAGUUGUUGUUUAAUUACUGUUGUAUGAUCCAUGUAUGAAUUGUGGGAUUUUGCGGUGACUAUUCUUGACUCCCUUCAAUGAUUCCCUUAAGCAUUGUAUACAUUAGUUGGCCUAGUUAGGCCGAAUUGAUUGUUGAGUUGAAUAUGGUUUCUGAGUUUGAAGUCAAAAACAUGUUAGUACGUUCUGACUA
This is a messenger RNA of Solanum pennellii, 2120 nucleotides long. RefSeq names its product plant intracellular Ras-group-related LRR protein 7-like. Gene Ontology annotation, molecular function: protein binding. The record is from RefSeq and is a predicted model, not a curated record. The transcript is spliced from 9 exons. NCBI's taxonomy places the organism in Eukaryota, Viridiplantae, Streptophyta, Magnoliopsida, Solanales, Solanaceae. The coding region runs from base 160 to 945 and encodes 261 amino acids.